Babesia bovis T2Bo is the source of this 546-nucleotide messenger RNA. RefSeq lists its product as uncharacterized. Lineage: Eukaryota; Apicomplexa; Aconoidasida; Piroplasmida; Babesiidae. Bases 20 to 496 code for a protein of 158 amino acids. The transcript has 2 exons. The record is from RefSeq and is a predicted model, not a curated record.
AAUUCACUAGCAAGUUGUAAUGGCCGGUGGCCGUGCUAUGUACCCUUUACGACCGGAUGCAUCUACCCUGAAAUAUGCCAGGAAGAGUGCUGAUGGACUAGACACAUGCCCCCAACCGGAGCAACGAGAUGAUACAUCUACUGUGGAAUCGUCAGUUCCACAAUUGAGUGGCACUUCCGAUGAUCCCUUAGAUCUACUAGGAUACAUAGUGGACAAGGCUAGAGGCCGCGAUAAACGCGUGGGCCCCAAAGAGCCAUCAUGCGAUGCCAAUCUCUACGCUAAGGGCGGUUUGAUUAAGCGGUCCAAAACCUCAGAAAGCAAACAUACUAACAAAGGCACGGUUGGUGAUAGCGGCCGUAGUUGGAAAGAGCGCAUAGCGCGCCGACGUAUGGAGCUUGGUAACAAGCCUAUGGAGCCCAUUCCUACCCGUCAGCAGCGUGCGCAGGUCCAAUGUGAUCCGAAAUCACAGAAAGUGACGAACUCUAUCAAUGGGUAGGUAGUGUGUAAGGGUGAUGUGUCACGCUGCCAUCUAUCGUAAACGACCUG